AUGGGUUCUUUCAACGUCGGCCUCUUCCCUUCUUUGAAGGGCUAUCCUCUCCAAAUCUCGAUCAUGGUCACUUCUGCCAUGGCUUUCCUUCUAUUUGGCUACGACCAGGGCGUCCUGGGCGGCCUCAUCACCACGCCCGAGCUACUAGGCGGACUCGGAGUGUCACCCAACAACGCAAAUCUUCAGGGAACAAUGGUUGCCAUUUACGAUAUUGGCUGCUUUGUCGGUUCGGCCAUCUGCGCUGUGGUCGGGCACAAACUAGGCCGUCGCAUCUACAUCGCCAUUGGGUCCCUUCUGCUCAUCGUUGGGGCGGGCAUGCAAGCCGGUGCCAACGGACCUGGAACCCUUAUUGGCGGCAGAGUUAUAGGUGGCAUCGGCAUGGGUUUCACCACCGCCGCUGUACCCGUCUGGGUUGCCGAGUGCUCGCAGCCGCAUGUGCGUGGCGGGCUGGUCACCACGCAGAUCUCAAUUGUGAUUUUCGGCAUUGUCAUAGCGUACUGGCUUGACUAUGGCACGAUCGCGAACCUGUCGGGCCAAAUCGUGUGGAGAUUCCCGCUCGCGUUCCAGACAGUCUUUUGUGUACUGUGCUUGCUGGGCCUUCCUUUCCUCCCCGAGUCCCCUCGAUAUCUCUACUCUCAUGGCCACAUCGAAGACGCGGAUCAGAUUGUCGCCCCGAUCUACUCAGUGCCACAUCAUCAUCCCACUGUCGUCAACGUCCGCAGGGAGACCUUAGAAGCACUCGAGGCGGAGAAGGAGUAUAAGAUUCGUUGGCGAGACAUUUUCUGGGACACGUCUAACUUGAACACGGCCUGGCGCGUGUGGCAGGGAGUCAUCAUCAUGAUUUUACAGCAGGCCGGAGGCCCCAACUUAAUGGGAUACUACGCGACACUGCUGUUCGAGCGCAGUUUAGGCAUGAGCGAACACCAAGCGGCUCUGGCCUCGGGAGGGUCGUCCAUGGUCAUGUGGGGAGGCACCAUUUUCUGUGCUCUGACCGUGGACCGACUCGGUCGACGCACGCUGUUCCUCGCAGGCGCCUUGACGCAGUUGCUCAUGAUGGUGCUGUACACGACGGGUCUGGGCGUUGGCAGCACGACUACUCUGCGCAUGGCGACGGUGUGUAUCUUCCUGUACAAUUUCUGUUUCGGAGCCAGCUGGUGCAGCGUGCCGUUCACGUACAUCCCGGAGAUACUGCCUCUGCACGCCCGCGCGUUCGGCACCGCCAUGGCCGUCGGCGUCGAGUGGCUCAUGACCUUUAUAAUCGUCAAGGUUGGCCCCAUUGGUAUCUCGAAUGUGGGGUGGAAGUUCUAUCUCCUGUUCUGCGUCGGUCUCUCGCUGCAGGUCCUUUUUGCGCUCUUCUGCAUCAAAGAAACCAAGGGAGUCCCUCUGGAGGAGGUCGACGCGCUGUUUGCAAAGAAGUCCGCCCGCAGUGAGCUUCGAGCCCGCUUGGCAGGCAGCACCAUGCCAGAGACCAAGGAAUCUCAUGUUGUCGAGGUCGAGAUGAACGAGAACGAGAAGAGCUCUGUUUAG
Fonsecaea multimorphosa CBS 102226 is the source of this 1527-nucleotide messenger RNA. RefSeq lists its product as uncharacterized. The coding region runs from base 1 to 1527 and encodes 508 amino acids. The record is from RefSeq and is a predicted model, not a curated record. The transcript has a single exon. Gene Ontology annotation, molecular function: carbohydrate:proton symporter activity. NCBI's taxonomy places the organism in Eukaryota, Fungi, Ascomycota, Eurotiomycetes, Chaetothyriales, Herpotrichiellaceae. Gene Ontology annotation, biological process: transmembrane transport; carbohydrate transport. Gene Ontology annotation, cellular component: membrane.